CUAAAUUGACUGACCAAUGAUCCUAUGGAAGCUUCUACAAACAAAGGAGACGUAUUUAUCUCUAUUCAAAAUCGAAUUUUAAAAAAAAUCUCCAGGAAGAAAACCUAAUACUCCUCUUCCUCGGAAGAAGAAACACUGCUUAGCUCAUGUUGAACUUUGAGCUCAAGGAAGUUCAAUGGGAUGAACGUCUUGGAUUCGGAAUCGAAUUUGAAUUCGCCCUCGCAACUCUCCCAUUAGGAACUGAAGACCCGGAACCGGAAGAUGGUCGUGGGAUAUACUCCAUUGACGCUCCUCUUGAUUACCCUGAAACGGUUACCAGCACUCUCUCGGAUAUCGAUCGUGAACUCAAUGUUCAAUUGCAUAUCGUGAAUACAUUGAAGACCAAUGGAUUUAGUGCUGCAUCUCAAAUUCAGCUGGAACGAUAUCGUAAAGCUUGGAAGAAUGGCAAUUUGGACAAAGAACCGGACCCGAGUGAUAUAUUAUGGAUUGUCAAGCGCGAUGAUACGAUUCAAUUCCCAACCGCCCAAGUCAAGACAUAUAAAUGGUACAAGGUCGAGAUAUGUACACCUGGACUUAUGUUUAGCCCAUGGAAUGUCCGUCAUAUCUGGGAUGUUCUCGGCGUUUUAAGAAGCAGAUACCGGCUGAGUUGCAAUCAAUCUUGUGGUUUGCAUAUUCAUGUUGGGCUCGGGAAAAAGGAAUUCAGUCUUGAUGUCUUGAAGAAUCUGAUGGCCAUUAUAUUCACAUUCGAACGACAACUUGAACAAUGCCAUCCUUCACAUCGAAUGAAGAACAAAUAUUCAUAUCCGCUUCGCGAUCAUGCAAAUAUUAAUGAGAAUUACGAACCAGGGAAGAAUUUCAGCUGCAGUGAUAAAAAUUGGAAAUACAAUAGAUGUCUCGAAAGAAGACGAAGAAAACUACCCACGAUACCAGCUCCUGGCCGCUCGGCGCGAGAUUCUUUAGCUGCGAUAUUCAAUGCCAAAUCAAGAGCCGAAAUUGUCAAAAUGUUCAAAUCAGAUGAAGAUAUUCGACUUGGAUACAAUAUCCAAUUUCUCGAUGAGCCUUACCCGGACCCUUUCAAACAAACCAUCGAAUUUCGACAACAUGAAGCUACCACAGUACCCAAAAGAAUAGAACGCUGGCUGAAUAUCUGUUGUCGUUUAGUCGAUGUUGCGCGCCAGACGGCCAGUGCAAGUGAUGAGGAAAAAGCAAUCUUCCACGACUUUUUACAGGAACAUAUAGGAGAGGAUGUGGAGGAGUUUGGAUUGGUUAUUCUGCUGGUAAAUUUAGGGUUGAUGCAGGAGGCUGAGUUUUACAGUUACGAGAUGGCUAAUAAUCCGGAGUUGAGACCACAGCGGAAAAGUAUGUAUGAUUCGAGUUCUAUUCCGUCUAAUCCGUCCAACUCGUCUCAUCGGUGAGGUUAUGGCUGGAAAUGUUGGUUGGGUUCCGUGUGUGUUCAAUAUUUGCGACUGUAAUCGGAUUGAAGCAUUGGUCGAUGAAAAAGCCUCCUAUCUUUCAAUAUAUUGUUGGACUAUAGAACACACUGCUCCGGCUUUGGUUGUUCGUCCGGGCUAGAGUGUUGAUGGAUUUGUAUGAAAUUUGCUAAUUCUCCCAUUUGGAUGUACUCCAAAAGAUUCCGUGAUGAUAUUGUGGUAGCGAUGAUAAGUUCUGUUGAAUGUUAUAAUAAGGUGACUUUCCAAAUCUUUAGACGGAGGUCGUUGACAUGUAUUUCCUGCAGGCAUGGUCUAUGCAUUCCACAUCUCCUAGGCUUGGCCGUAUUUUUUCCACAUAUGAAUUAUUGGUCCCAAACCGGCCCUGCAGAUCAAACUUUAAUUGAGUAUGGAGAUUUUUAUGGGGUGGAUUAACUAGGACUCGCGUUCUGAUAGUUCUCUUUAGGUAUUCAAUACCGUGGACAUGGGACGAUUGAACGAAUCAUGAGCUACUUAAAGCCCUUUUGUAUGACAGAUUUAGA
This is a messenger RNA of Sclerotinia trifoliorum, 1969 nucleotides long. The record is from the annotation of a GenBank genome assembly. Lineage: Eukaryota; Fungi; Ascomycota; Leotiomycetes; Helotiales; Sclerotiniaceae.